CAAGAAAAUGCCAGACCACGUGACCCAAAGUAUGGCGACGGCAGUAAAAACGUCCUUGACUGUCACAGUCUAGCUCUCAAUACAUAGCUUUCGUGCUGAAUGUAGUGCAUCAGAUGACAGCGGCAGAUUCGCUAUAGAGUUGUUCACAUGUCUGCUGAUUACAGCGGAAGUUGUAUCUGGUAGAGUCAUGGAAUAUUGGGAAGUAUGUACAUGUAGUCGGCGGAGGUAGAGUUAGCUUCGGCUGCUACAUUCGUAGUUUGCAUCGACACGCGAAAAACACGCAAAAUCGCUUUUCGGAGGAACAGCAGCGACAGGGGUGAUUGACCGGGUCUUCGGUUGUCUGUACGCGGUAGCGAAAAAAGGAUGCACUGUUUGGUUUGUUUUUGCUGGAGACCUCAGAUACGAGAAGUAUUUAUAUACGUCAGCGGCUACUGUCAGCCGAGUUUGAAAAUUUGACACGAAGUUUAGUUUUACUUGGUUGUUGCACAUCAUGGAUUUCGAACGUGGUGGGGUGCAUCUGUUCGAGAGGCCAGGGUCCGAUAUUCGGAUGAAGGGCUACUUGAAGAAGCUCAAGACAAUGAAGAAAAAGUUUUUUGUUCUUCGGUCUACCAGUAGCAGUGGCCCAGCUCGACUUGAGUACUAUGAGUCUGAAAAGAAGUUUAAUGCUAACCACCGUCCAAAACGAUCCAUCCAUCUACACACUUGCUUCAACAUCAACCGAAAGUCAGACAGUCGGCACAAGUAUGCCAUAGCCCUUUACACAAAGGAAGACUGUUUUUCUGUGAUAUGUGAAGAUGAAAAAGAGCAGGAAACCUGGCUGUCAUUGAUGCUGGACUAUCAAAAUGAAUAUGUACGAGAUGGUGAUCGAGGCCGUGAGCACUAUGAGCAUGUAUGGCAGAUCACUGUCCAGCCCAAAGGCCUUGGACAGACUAAAGCCUUGCGUGGACCCUGUCGUUUGUGUCUCACAAGCCACAACAUCUGCUUCAUCAAGCUGAAUAGUGAACAACCUCAGUUUAUCUUCCAACUGGAAACUGUGCGGUCACUGGCCCAUAGUGACAACCUUUUCCGCAUGGAAGUGGGCAAAAUUGCUCCCACAGGAGAGGGAGAGUUGUGGAUGCAAGCAGACGAUAAUGUCAUUGCCCAGAAUCUACAUGAAACCAUCCUUAGUUACAUGAAGAACAUGGACAGCACACAUUUCUCCUCUUCCACUUUACCACGCUCAGAGUUUCGACAAAGAACUGCCAGCGAGAGUUUCACUAUUGGGUCAUGCCAAAAGAUAAAACCAAGGCCAAUGUCUGUAUGCCCUCGAAUCACUACAUCUCCUGGAACAAGCCCCAGUUUGGACUUUGGGAUCCCAGUCCCUCAUCGAACGCGGUCAGACAGUAAUGAGUCCAAAGCUUCACGACACAGCACAUCUGCCAUGGAUGGAAGCUUAGAUAUGCAUCAGAAUAUCACGCCCCUAGAAGAAGAAUCCGAUAGUGAUGGAUCAGUUUCUCGGGACUUGUCAAACCCAUCAUCGCCAGGUUCUUUCCUGAACAUGGAUGCAGAUGAAUACAGUGGUGGGCAGCCAAGCUCAUACAUGGUCAUGCGUCCUGGAAGUAACACUCCACCCACGCACAGUAUUUCAACCGGUGGCUACAUGGAUAUGGCUGCUGGUGCAUACAAAGAUAUGAGCCAUUCUAGUUACUCGGACUCCUCAUCUUACAUGCCUAUGAACCAUGUGAGGCCUUCUUCAUCUAUGCCUGUACCCAUCCAGCAGGGGCAUGAGUCACCAGCUGGGUACAUGGAAAUGUCGGGCCACAUGCAUCUGCCACCUGUCAAGGAAAGAGGCAGUAAUGAAGGAUAUCUUCCUAUGUCACCAUCCUUUGGAGUCAGUCCCAGCAGCAGCGCUGGCUAUCCCCAUCCAGAUCACAGUGUGUGCAUGCUGCUUUCAGAUGAUUUAGGAGAUUUUUCCCAUCCUCCAACGCGAACAUACUCCCUUGGAUCACGACCAGUAAAGACCGUCACAAAGUUUAGUGGUUACAUGGAUAUGUCUGGGCGGCAGGGUGUAUCGGAUAAUGGGCGCAGCUGUAGUGCUCCUCACCUCAUCACACAUCAUCCCCACCAGGGCAGGAGCACGGCCACCAGCAGCCGUACAAGCAAUAUGGACUCUCCUACUCCCAGUGCCAGUCCACUGAGCAUGUCUAUGAAGUCAGAUGAUUCUGAUUCUUUCAUGGAGCUCGACUUUUAUCGUCCACGAACUGCAAGCGACAGCUACAGCUAUCGGCCUCGUUCAUCUAGCUUCGGCUUGUCGCAGAGUUCCCAGGCUCAACCUCAUCGACCAAGGUCUUCAAGUCAUGGGCAGGGUACUCGCCCAGUCAGGCAGAAUAGACUGAUUAGUUCUGAUUCAAAUCGCUUGUCGCAUGAAAUGUUGCAGAGAGUGUCCCUCAAUUCCUCCGUGCGUGGAUCGUUUGAUUCCUUGAAAGUCUCUUCAAGUGAAUCUCUGAGAAAGCUCUCCUUGGAGGUGAGGGCAAAGACAUCCCAGCUCAGCAAUAAUGAGUAUAUUGACAUGAGUUUCGAAAAACGGCACACACCUUCGCCUCAGCCCAACAAGCAGGGUGGAAAUGGAUAUGUUGACAUGACCCUUGGAAGCCGCAAAUCAUCACCAAGCCGUGUCAAAUCAACAUCUCGCUCUAACAGCAAGAGCAGCAGUGCUGAGAAGCUUCCUGAGUCAGAGUAUACCCCCAUGUCCUGUAGUAGUGGGAAGGACCCUGUCCACCGUCUGCUGCAGGAUCCACAGCAGCAGUUGCAGGGUACCCAAGGAUCUACGUAUAUGAAUUUGGACAUACCUGAUCCAGGGCCUCGAAGACAGGAUCCAUCACCUCAGGACUUAGAAAAUGUGGAUUCUUAUAUAUUGUGUGAGCCAGCACCCAUGGUUGUUGGUGGUGGUGGUAGCAGUGUGGUGUGUGGCUCAGCCAAGAUGGAUUCAGGCUCCCAGGAUCCUAGGAAUCGAAGUGGCUCCGGAGGCAAGGAACAAAAAAAGAAAGGAUUCUUUCAUAGACAUAGUCAUAGAGAUGCUGCCAAGCACAGUUCUAAGAGAGCUGACCAAACACAGCAAAGUGGAACUUCUAGCUUUGAAUACACAGUCAGCCAAAGUGGAAUUGGAGCAGAGAAGGUAACCUUAGGAUAUGACAUUCGACAGAAAAAAAGUGGUUCAUCCAGAAACAGCAACCGUAAAUCAGUUCCUUUCUUAUCCAGGUCAUUGGAUGCAAGCAGCAGUAGUAGCAAGGGAGUCCAGCUGAAGAAAUCGGACACACCCCCAAGAGGUUCUCUUGACUCAAUGGAUGAGUACAUAGAAUUCUCCCCCAUGGCAGUCAAGUCAGACAGUGAUUCGUCUCAUUCCUCAGGCAGUGCUCAUACCCCUACUAUACCUAGCGAUAAUGUUGUGGCUGCCAAAGUGGAGCCUGACUACAUAGGCUUUGAGCCAGGAAGAAUUUUCUCUUCCAAGAGAUCCUCAGGUGGAAACUACAUGCAAAUGGGGGAGACAUCUAAUUUAGGGACUUCAGCAAGUUUCUUUAACACUAAAUCCAAGUUCAGUAACAAGCUGAAAAGAUCAAAAAGCAAAGAGGAGAAUGCUGCUGCCAGCACCUUGACUAACCCUGUUGUCGCUACACCUACAACCAAUGUCUCUGGCACUCAGGAUUUAGGAGUUGUGCCUCAGUACAUUCGUGCUUCUCAGAAGUUUAGUCAGCCUACUGUUGCCAGCUCUUUUCCACAGAGACCACACUCUGCAAAUAUUACGUAUCUCACAUCUCCCUCCACUGGUUUCAGUUUUAGCAGUGACAUGUCCUCACAUGGAGUUUGUCCUCCUUCAUCUAGCUCACACAUUUCUCAGUCAUCAGGCCCAGCGUCUUCCGUGACCAUGAAAUCUUCAUCACCUAGUUCUUCUUUAGAUGUGUUCACAAAAAAUUCACAGGCUAAAAAAAUGGACUUUCUUAACAUUGACCCCAAAAGGUUUUCAGAUGGAAAAAAUAAUAUUGCUGAUUCCAGAAAGGUUCUAGAGGAUGAGCCUAGUGCUGUUGCCAAGGCUGAAGGUGGUAGGUUUGGGGAAGAAAGCUCAUCUAAUGUAAAGCCUCAAGUAUGGGAUAGAACUGUGACUACCCAAGUAGAAUCUUCCACAACACCAGUGGAAAUGCUUGUCUCACCUGCAGGGCCAGCCUUAAUCUCAAAACCAGAAGCAGCCACAUCACAGACUCCUGCUGCUGAAGGAGUCCUUCCAAGUAGCACAAAGGUGGAGCAGGCUUCAGUCUCGAUUGCAGACUUGCCAUCAUCAUUUAUGUGUGAAGAAUCAGCUUCAACACAGGAACCACAUUUAAGAAAGAUGUGCAGCUCAGACAGAGGCUGCAGCUUGACAGAAAGUGCCUCUAGUGCCUGUGGACAGGUUGGGACGGGGGAGUUGUCAGACAAAGGCAGUGGUGCAAACACCAGCAGUGCUGAUUCAGGAAGUUCUGGUGCUUCAGACAAGCCGAGCCAAGGAGACUCAUGUAGUUCCUGCAGAGGUGGGAGCAGUGGUGCAGGGACAAAGCAUAAGGAGGUUAAAAGUCCAGGACUGCGACCUUCCAGAUCCUCAGCUCCUCAAUUGGAUGCAGUGUUCGGCUUGACGCGACCAGACAACACGUUGUCAAGCAAAACAGAUGCUGAAUCGUUCACACCUAGUUUGGGGAGAGGCCGGCAUAGCAGCAGCACCAGUCAGGCAGGUGGCGGAGGUAACAAUGGUGCCUUGCCAGUCAACCCUGGCACCUCUUCUCGUCACAGCUUGACAGAUCUCAGCGGCUAUGAGCAAAUGUCAUUCCCCAGUGAUGCCCUUUCACACCAACAGCCAGCACAUUAUCAGGUACAACAGCAGAUGUCACCAUCACAGCAACAAGCCCCAACACCUGGACCCAAUGGCCAAGGAAUUCUUAAUUAUGUUACACUGGAUUUAGGUUCUGCAGACAGUGUGGGUGAUGGGGGUGAUUCCAGUCGCUCGCCAAGAAAUAAGAGCAGGCAUCCCUCUUCAGCAGAUGAGAAAGGUGACAGUUCCUCGUAUGCUACCAUCGAUUUUGGAAAGUCAGAAAAUCUUCGAAAUUCUGGCAACAAAGAAGUAAAAUUUACCUUGUAGAAGUUGAGACGUAGGGGAUCAAUGAAUCAGUAUAAAAUUUACUUUAAUGGAAGGUGAUUGAGACUUUCCUAAUGUCUUUACAAGCCCAGUCCAACUGUUUCACGAUCAGGUGUUUUCCUCUUCUUAAUACAUUAAGUAAAUAGCUCCAUGACCUAUUGAAGAUAGUCUGUGAAAGAUUUUCUUUUUUUGUGACAGAAUGGAAAUGGGAAGUAUUUUUGUGCAGAAAAUACAAUGCAGUGCAAAACAUAAAGCAUCUUUAUUAGUCCUUUUCAGGAAAAUUUUGUGUCUGCUAAAGGUAACAUUAGAUUUAGAACAUUACAUAAAAUGUCAAUACAGGCUAAAAAGAAGAUUCGAUUCCUUUUUAAAAUGUGAAUGCUGGCAGUCAGCUCAGAAAGACAAAUGUGACAGUUUUUCAUUGUUAGGAUUGACCGUAAGACUGAAAACAAGGUAAUCUGGGGACUAAUUGAAAACUCAUUGUGAAAACACAUUUCUGAAAAAGGGAUUCGCUCUAUGAGACUGCAAUAUAUUUGAACAGAGUUUUGUUUGCAUGAUUAGUCAUCAGUAGACUGUACUGCAGGUUUGCCAUCAUGUUGCCUCCAUCUAGCCUCACUCUACUGCUCAUGAGAAAACCUCUCAGAACCUGAUACAUUGCGGGUGGUGCAUUAUAUCAAGAAAUUCAUACUAUUGUGACGAGAGCCAGUGCCCUGCCACAUGCUGGCAACGUCUUAAAUUGGUAGUAUUCUUCAAAUUCUCCUUUGUCCUUGCAAAGACAUGAUCUAAUAUUAGACGCGAUACAAUGAGAGGAAAUUUGGUAUUCUGUGAACAUGUCGAGCGAUGAAAAUGAGUAUUAUUUUGCACAUUCAGCUGAACAACUUGUAAAUGUAAUCCACCUUUAAAAUUGUUUCCAGGGCUUUUCUAUCACAAACUUUAAAAGCCUGACAUGCAUUUUACUGCUUAUUUACUUGUAUUCAUCUGCCUAAAUGUGAUGGUUUCAAGGCAAGAUUUGUAUAUGUGUGCAUGCAUACCUGUUUAUUUGUACGUGACUGUGUGUGCGCGUGUUCACACAUGUAUAUAUGGAUGAACAUUUGUGCACAGACUUGUCCAUACAUGCGCUCCCUUUUUGUCCCUGACAGUAUCUUUUGGGUGGCAAAUAAGCAUGCCUUCGUCAGUAUCUAGUCAGAGUAUCUUACCACCAGAAAACAAAUGGUGGCAACCUUAGUGUACCUCAUGUUUUAUGGAAAUGUUAGUAUGUGAGUAUAAAAAAGAAUAUAAAAUAUAGAUUAUGGCCUUCCAUUCAUUAUUAUCUGCUUUUAUUUCUGCUUUUGAGAAAUUAUUGAUCAGAUUCUUUCAGGGAAUAACAAGAGGGACAAUUUUUUGUUUCGAGCACAUCAUACAUAACAUGUUCCUGGCCUAUUCAAAAUUUUUUUGAAAACUGUAGCCAUCCCUCCCUACUGACAUAUAAGUAACCAUAGAUAUCUGUCAGACUUUGGCAUCAGUCAAAAAUAAUAAUCUUCAAGACCCUUGAAAAUCUUUUCAGAUCUUUUGAAUGCUUCAACCAGAAAAAUAUAUCAUGAUGCGAGCUCCCUUUUACUGUGCCUGUGUAAAUGUAAGAAUGCCAUUCACAAACCUCUUUUUCUUGGAAAGCAAGAUAAAAGUAUGUAUGUCAAGUGACCUGGCCAUGGUAAAAGGUGCAUUUUUAGCACCUUGCCAGACUGAGGCUUAGCCUUGUUGGAUGGUUGUAUGGUGUUGAAUGAUCAUAUCUUAACAUGAUCAUUUGUUGGUACAGUACUAGAAGGCCAGUAUGCAUUGCUGUCUCACUUGAAAAAGCCAUCAGUGAGGGCUAGAAUCAAAUUUUUGUCAACACUUCACUUUGUAUACUUCUUACAUGAUGGCAAGCUUUGUUUCUAGUAGAAUGAGCACGACACAGAUUUAAACACCGGUGUGUAGAGAUAAGAUGCUAAUAACGUGUUUUAGACCAGUCAUUUUUACAAGUUCAAUCAGUCUUUUUGGACAGUGCUGUUCAGAAACAAGAUUUCGUGUGUGUGUGUGUGUGUAAAAAAGCAAUAGAUUUGUUUGAUCUCCCCAGUCAAUCUUUCAAGCUUUUUUUGCAUUAUUAAAUGUCAGACACAUAAUGCUACUGUCCAGAUGACCAGAGAUAUGUUACAUAGUAACCUCUUUAACUCUAAACUCAGUUUCUUGCUCAUUCAUCAAUUUUGAAUGGAUUUUUUAAAAUACUAUAGAUGUUCAACUGAACAGUAAAGAGUUAAUGGAGCUGCAAAGAAUUAAUUGCAUAAUCCAGAAUAGUUUUCUUGAGCAACCAGUAGAGCAUGGAGCAGAUGUGGAAUACUGUCUUCAGGAAAUGAUUAUAAAAAGCUAUAAGGGGGAAAAAGUUCCUUGUGGAAAUGUGAAGACAUAAAUGUCCACAGUUGAACCUCGUGUCAGAAUUGUUUGCUUAUACAGCUUAGUUGUAAAUAGUUUUUCUUGCCUGCGUUGUGCUGUUUUCUAUUCUUAUUUGGUGAAGUCUGAAUUUGUGCUGCUGGCCUUUAAAAUGAAGAUAAACAUGUUAGUAGCAUUCUAUAUGUCCGUGUUCUUUGAUUUUAAUCAGAUCUUAUUUUGCUUCAUGUUAUUAUUUUUGUAAUAAUUUGGAUGCUCAGAUGGCUUUGUUUAGCUGUGCUUGUUAUUUCUUAAACUUCUUGCAUAUGUCUAUCUUGGCCAGUUGAGUUAUGACCAGAGCUACUGGUCAAACUAUUAUUAAACCUUGUGUAAGGAGGUCAAGGACAGGGCCACUGUGCCUCUAAUUGCAGGUUGUUGGCAUUUUCUAUUGAGCACUUAGUAGUAAGAUGGGGAGGAUUGAGUUUUUAUCCCCAUCUUUAAUUGUUGUGAAUGCAGUUUACAAAGACAUAAGCUUAUGGAAAGGAAAGAUUUAGGGGAUAUACAAGGGUCAUUCAAAAAUUUCUAAGCCUCACCCAGAAGGGGUUUGCAGAAAGAAGACAAUUUUACUAUAAAGUCCCCCUUGACAUCAAUGCACUUGGUUCAACAAUGUUCAAGCAUUGCAAUCCCAUCAUGGAAGAAGGUUGGCAGUUGGCUGCUUCAGAAGUGUCAUUGAAAUGUCAACCCUUUGCAGCUUCUGCUCAGUUCUCUGCAUUCUUGGGACCCAUCUUGCAGACAGCUUGCUCAUCCCCAAGAUCUCAGUUAAAACAGUGUGGAUUGAACCUCAGCUAAUGCCUAUGAACUUAGCUAUCUGUUGGACAGUAAGACAUCUUGUCACCCAAAACCAUACGCUGAUUGCCAUCAACUUGAUCAUCAGUGGUUGAGGUUUUUGAACAACCUUACCGAGGGUCAUCUGUGCUGACCCUGCCCCACUUGAAUUCAGCAGCCCACUUCUUCACAGUUGCAUAGGAAUGGGAGUCCUCAGCAAGUGUCUGUACCAUGUCCUCGUUAGAUUUGUCCACUACCCUUCACGUUUAUAUGGGCCUUACAUGCACACAAAUUAAAACGAAUCUGUAUUUUCUGGUUUUAUAAGAAGUGUUAGUGUGUUACCACAGCAAAAAAUAUUCAGCUGUGAUUCUUCUUUCUGGGUGAGGCUUAAAACCUUUUAAAUGAUCCUCGUAUUAUACUUUACCUUCAUCACUUUUGCUUUCCAUUUUCACCUCAAUUAUUUUUAUGGAGACGCAUUUUCAUCCCCAUCUCUUACCCUAAGUUUUCGAACAGUCCUGUUGGCGUACACUGCUAAUUUUUUUGGAGGUGGGUGGGUGGGUAAGCAAUAAGAGAAGAUGAAGACUUUGACACAAAUGUACCUGAAGUUUGCGAUCAGGUGUUGUGUGAAAAUCUCUUCAGUUAGGUUUUUUUUCCUUCAGCCACCAAAUAGACACCCAUUUGAGAAAAGUAUAAAGAGUUACAGUCAUGUUUGUAUUUGUUGUGAAGUGCAUGUUGGCUAGGGAUUGGCUGGUUGUAAAUGCAUGCAGACUUGUUUUCUUCAUUCUUAAAAACGGCUCUGUGCUGUGUAAGCCUGCACAACUGUAAGCCCCCGCCUAUCCUGUCUUUAAAUACUUUGUCUCCCAGUUACUUUCUUUCAGUCUUUCUCUAAACAGCUUUUUAAACAGCACCUCAUGGUAGCCAAACUAUUGUCAGCGGAAAAUUUGACAAAAUUAUAACUGUUUAGAAUGAGUAGUAUUUGUAAAGAGCAUGAUGAACAGAGCAUGGCCAGCUGAGAAGCUUGUCAGACCAAAUGAGUUGUGUGCAGUUGUAUCCUGUCCUGGUGCAGGUAGUCAGAAUUUCAGCAUCAGUAUUUGUGUAUUUCAUAUGGUCAUUCAAGAACCAGAUCUCUUUUCUUUUCCUUUUUUUUUUAAGUGCACAUAAUGAAUAUCAGCACAUGGCAUUGUUUUAUGAAAGCAGAACUAUGACAGCAGGCACCACACAUUUUUAAUAAAAAUAGCUUCACCUCAUAAAUUUUAUACAAUGGCAAUGGUUGUGGUGCGGCGGACUGACUGAACCUCGAGGUAAAACUAGACCUUCUUUAUGCUGGUCUUUGACAAUUUUAUGGACCUCUUCUUCUGUCCUCAGUUGUACUUCGUUUAGAAGUUGUAAUGGUGAAAGCAUUGAAAGGUUGUUAAAAACUCAGGGUUUUUAUUUGUCAAAGAUUGUCAAGUUUUUGGUUAACGUCCUUUAUUGUUUUUCUCAUGAGAACUCAAGAAUCUGUUUUGAUGAGGUCAAAUCGUACCAGAUGAAAGUCAGCUAUGUGCUUGUGAUCCAGUUAUUUAUCUGGAAGUCCUAUUUUAUUAACCCCACACAUAUGUGUAUAUACAUAUAUGCACAUAUUUGUAGAUUAUAUGUCUGCAUCAGCGGUCCGGUGGCGCAACGGUUAGCGCCUGUCACCAAUACAGUGAAGGUUGGCUGCCCAGAGUUCAUUUCUCGUCUCGGGCACGCUGUUCUUUCUCUGCACGUGGCAUCUGUUUACAGGGCUGGCUGCUUGCCGUAAUACAGCCUCAGUUGCUGGCACUGCGUAAAACACCAAUCCUCCCUCCCCCUAUAUGUCUGCAUCAUCGUCCCACCAAAGCCAUACCCUGCCCCAUGCACCACUCUCAUUUGCACACACUUGCUCACUCACAUGCAAGUGAUCACUGAAUUUUUUUUAGCAAUUUGCAGAUUAAUUGUUCACUGGAUUUUGCAAAUUUCAGACAAUGAGCAGUUUCCUAGCAAACGUGUUUUAGUCUCAAGUUCGUUAUCAAAAAUUGGUAUCUGAUUCCCUUUAAAAUUCUCUGAGUCACACACAUGGAUACAGACCUCUUCCAGGUGCAUAUACCUACACCAAUGAUAUAAUGAAAGUCUCUACAGUGUCAAAAACUAACAGAAAUUGUCAUUUUACUCUUAAAAUGUUAUUUGUAUGUUUAAUUAACGUAGGGCAUUUAAAAUACAGUUUGUUUCAAACGCCUGCAAUCCCAAUGAACAAUACCUGCAAUCCUAGUUGGAGUGCCAGUUUCUGUGCCUACUGAAUUUCUUUUUCUUUGUUGCUUUUUAGCAGUUACGCGCUAAGUCUUCCAUUCUUUGGUUUCUCACAGCGUAUUCACAGGGUUUUAGCUUCCCAGGUGAAGGCUGAAAGAGUUGAUUUAGAGUUAGAGGAUAAUAUCAUAUAUCAUCGGGACUUCUUUGAUAUGAGCACUAGUAGACUUAUUCUGCAUUAUCCUGAAAUCUCCAUUUGUUUAUGUACGUAGCUAGCUUUCGGUCUUUGACUAGUAGAGCUGAUGCAUUGUCUGCCCCAAAAAGGGAAAAGAGCAUCUCUCUUGAGCUUUUUAAUAUCUUGAUAGAAUGUCUUCCCACUCUAGUGAAUGCUGUCUUGUACUGGCUUUCUGUUAGGGACAACAUCUAAAUAAUGGAGGGGGUGGACUCGUUUGAUUAGUGUACCCGCGGCACUAAGUGGAGUCCGUCAAAAGAUAAAUAUGUCAAGUUUUUCUUUUUUUGUUGGUUGUGUGGAUGAGUGACUUGCGCUCACUCCGACAUAAAAAUGCUUGUAAACGGUUCAGUUCCUCUUUGUGUCACUUUACAUGGCGGACCUAUCCAGCUGCAACCCUGCCAUCAGAGACCUUGAUGGCACUCCGCAUCACACCCGGGAAGGACAACUACUUUUUGGGGGGAUGGGGAGGUGAGGGAGUAAAGGUGAAACUAUGAGUACCAGCAUGUACACCCUAUGUUUGCCUGCCACAGUGGCUUAAUUAUGACGGGUGUCUACUACCUACUGCCAUGAGAGGCUGGUUUCUAGAGUGACAUCACGUGACAUGCAGUGUCCACGUUUUCUGGUUGAUAUGAAUAUGAAUGAAAUGUACAGUUUGCAUGUUAUAAAAAUAUGAACAUGGCGCAUUUUUCUUUUUGUUUCUUUUGCUUGUUCUCAUGUUGUGAUCUUUACGUCCAUUUUUGCCGUAAUUAAUAACUGACGUGCGUGCGUGUGUUCGAGGUAUAUAUACUUCCACACAGUUGAUAAAAUGAAUCAAAUUCGAGUAGUAUCGACAAUGAUGUUACCAAACUAUUGUGCCAGUUGAUGCCACACUUUGUCCAGGAGCUGACUGUAUAUAGUCAUACCCAUUUGCUCUCGUGUUGUCGUUCUUUUUUAUGUCUGGUAUGCAUUAUUGUGGUGUUGAUGGUAAGAUGUGGUCAGGGCUUUGUUUUACCAGCUUGGUGUUGAAAUACAGAGUCAAAAUAAUGA
Messenger RNA from Pomacea canaliculata, 11837 nucleotides. Its product is annotated as insulin receptor substrate 2-like. Gene Ontology annotation, cellular component: plasma membrane; cytosol. Lineage: Eukaryota; Metazoa; Mollusca; Gastropoda; Architaenioglossa; Ampullariidae. The record is from RefSeq and is a predicted model, not a curated record. Gene Ontology annotation, molecular function: insulin receptor binding; phosphatidylinositol 3-kinase binding. The transcript has 11 exons. Gene Ontology annotation, biological process: insulin receptor signaling pathway. Bases 491 to 5140 code for a protein of 1549 amino acids.